AAAUUUAUUUAUUAUUUAUUAUUUAUUAAUUAUAAGCACCUCAAAGUGAGACAGAACAAAGGAAUAAUAGAAUAUAAGCAAAAUAUUGUAUCGUUUUCAUUUAAUUGGAUUUAAAUUAUAACCUGUCAUACUAGAAUUUUUUAAAUGUACUUUAAAAUAUUUCUGUGUCAACAUAAACGCAAAUUUUGACAAAACAAACAAUUCAUUUUAUCUCUAGAUAUAGGCAAAAUAUAGGUCAUUACUACUUAUAUAUUGCCCAACCGUGACAAUUCGUCAUAAUUUAACAGUCGCAAUUCAGAUAUACUGCUUACAUUCCUUAAAAUUAAUUGUCAGUACUAAAAUAUCUCAUACGCCUUAGUUCAUAUGCCUCAAUUCUGAUUUUUAUUAAAAUUUUUUAUCUUUUUGACCAGAGAAAAUAUUUUUCAGAAAAAUGAUAAGGUGGUUGCUGCUGAUGUAUCUUGGCAUAGCUUGUGUUACAGACAUUCAUUCAAGAAAUUUGACAAAUUCGUUGAAAGUCAUUUACGAAUGGAAAUAUAUUGAUUACGAUUUCGGUAGUGACGAAAAGAGACAAGCUGCCAUUCAAUCAGGCGAUUACAAUUAUACAAUGAAUUAUCUUUUCGAUACCGAUCAAUGGCGUGAUAAGACUUUUGCCAUUAUAAUGAAAUUUAAUGGUGUGCCUUCUUCUUUGAAUGUGAUAACUAAUAAAAUUGGCAACGGUGGACCUCUUCUGGCACCGUAUCCUGAUUGGACAUGGGCGAAAAAUGAAAAUUGCUCUGGUAUCAUGAGUGUUUAUAAGAUUGAGAUCGAUAUAUGUGACAGAUUAUGGGUCUUGGAUUCAGGUCUCAUCAAUAAUGUCCAAUCCGUAUGUCCUCCACAACUCCUUGUCUUCGAUCUGAAUACUUCACAAUUGUUAAAGCAAGUCAAAAUACCGCACGAUAUUGCUGUGAAUACUACCACAGGAAGAGGAGCUCUGGUGACUCUAAGUGUUCAAUCGUUGAGUUGCGAAGUGAAUGGAUCCACUCUUGUGUAUAUAGGAGACAACGAAGGUUUCGCUUUAAUUAUCUACAACAAUUCAGAUAAUUCUUUCCAACGAUUGACUUCGAGUACCUUCGCAAGUGAUCCUAGAUAUAGCGUAUUCACAAUCGACGGAGAGAGCUUCAUAUUGCAAAGUGGAAUUUUUGGAAUGGCACUAAGUCCUCUGACCCAAAAUCUUUAUUAUAGCGCUCUGACUUCUCACAGAUUAAAUUAUGUCAACACAGAACAGUUCAUAAAAUCACAAUAUCAGGCAAAUAACGUGCAUUAUGAAGGAAAAGAAAAUAUUUUAUGGACUCAAGCAUCGGCUAAAGGAAUAUCGGAUAAUGGUGUUCUUUUCUUCGGACUUGUGGGUAAUACAUCUCUUGCUUGCUGGAAUGAGAAUCGAUUACUUGACAGAAGAAAUAUUGAAGUGGUCGCCAAGAAUAAAGAAACUCUUCAAGCCAUUACUGGUCUUAAAGUUAAAAGAAAAUUUUCAUUUAUCAUUAUACAUGGAUUUUCUCUUGAAUAUGAAUAUGUAUUGGCUGUAAGUAACAGAAUACAAAAAGUAUUCUACGGUUUUGAUUUCAAUGAUGUGAAUUUUCGAAUUUUAAUUGCGAGUGUGAACGAUUUGAUAAAGAGCACUCGUUGUAUAUCUCCUGAAAUCAAUCCUUUGUAAAUCAAGUUAUCUUAUAAUCUAUAUAUAUAAUAAACAAAUUCUAAAAUAAAGAAUUUUUG
Molecule: messenger RNA, 1749 nt
Organism: Apis laboriosa (Himalayan honeybee)
Lineage: Eukaryota; Metazoa; Arthropoda; Insecta; Hymenoptera; Apidae
Gene: Mrjp8
Product: major royal jelly protein 1-like
Exons: 6
Coding region: 431-1690 (419 amino acids)
Cellular component (GO): extracellular region
Source: RefSeq, a predicted model, not a curated record